GGGCUUCAGUCGUAGCUCGACACUCGGCGCGAGACGGUCGAGCAACUUUGCAGUGAGACCAUAUUACAUAAUCACGUCACGUACACACACGUUUACACACACACGUACACAAACAUUAAACACUGUGCAUACACAUACACACAUGUACACGACGUGACACGAACGCGAGUAAAUGAAAGUAUUCGCGUACACUCUCGUCCCGCCGUGAAAAUAGACACCAGUGCGUGCGUGCGUGUGGAGUGCAUCUGUGCCGCAGGAUCGUACACUCGUCGUCGCACAAGGUACGAUUACACGCCUGAAGGAGUUAACAGUGUACACAUAGCCGUCUCUUGCUAUCGGUCAGACGGAUGUGCGUGGACAUGAGUGUGUGUUAAAACGUGCAGGUAAUUGAAAGCACGGAUUUAUACGCGCGUCCGUGCUCUUAGGCGGAAACUUGGAGCUCCCGUCGACACUCGACUGACAUGUUUAAGUUAUAGAUGUGUGUGUGUGUGUUCCACAGCCGCUGGUCCAUCCUCGGGCCGACUGUCGAAAUCCCGAAAUCGGAGGAAAAAAACGUCUGUCGUGUCGGUGUGAAUGCGAGUGCUUGAGCCAGUGAUUGCGAACGGAGAUCGCGUAGUGUGGAGUUUCUGCAAGUUUAUGUUAUUUUUGUUUGACUACUUGCACGCUUGUGGUUAAUAUAUGUGCAUAUACGCGUGCUGUGGGAGCAUACGAGUGUAACACCAAGGCCAUUUUGGUUUCGGAUAACACCGUGGAAAUAUUUUGAGGACUUUCCUUGGUCUUGGAUAUAUCCCCCCUUUGGUCCAAGCCCGGGUAAGAACCUCCCGUCGUCAUCCUCAUCCUCAUCGUCACUUCCAUCAUUUUUUCCUUGAAGCGCAACGUGGAUUUUUAGUGUCUUGGUCCGAAAUAUUUGCGAGCAAGUGUCUGUGCGGUUUACUUGCGACCUCAGGAUACGGUGUUGCUUGUGUGCGAGGCCGGAUCGACUGGAUCCACGAGGAGUGAGCAGACGACGUGCAGAACCGCAUGGAGAGGUAGGCAGGAAGCUGCUUCUCUGGCGAGAUAUCGAGUAUCCUGUGGUAUCCCGACAAGGAGAGGCUGAUUCUAAGUGACGAAGGUGUAGCAGAAGAGCGAAGAAGAAGGGAAGCAGCAGGGCGAGAGAGGGGGCGUGAGAUCCUGAAGAGGAGAGUCUUCGAGAAUCGUGAGAUGAGAGUCUAGCGAUCGCCGUCGAGUUUCCAGCCCGACGGUCAUUCGGGUGUAGCAGAAGACGCACGGAUUGCCGGGGAGUCGGCAUCAACAUGGCCGCCGCUUGCUACGAAAAGGAAGUGGUGGUCGGUGCAACGCACGGACAUGGGCACCACGAGGUGACAUCCACUCCGGCGCCACCGGGCCAGACCGUACUACCCCCAGCUGCCACGGCGAUCGGCAGCGCUGCCGCCGCUGCUGCCACAACAACUACCUCCACCAGCAGCUCAGCCUACAAGGAGUACAAGGAGUACAAGGAGGUGACCACCUACAAGGACUACUCGCAACCGCUCCACGUCGACUGUAGCGUAGAGUAUGAGCUCCCGAGUCAGGCGAAGCCACCUCCGGGUGGUGGCGAGCCACUUCUUAUGAUACAUCCCUGUUACUAUCGACGAGCCGAGCGCGAGAGACGAAGUCCCUUCGUGAACAACCUUCCGCCACCCACUAGCACUCCGAUAUCCUUGAGUCGGAGCAGGACGAGCAGGAGGAACACCUCGACGGUCGCCACUUCCGGCACGAGCCUCACCACCUCGAGUCUCUCGACGGCAGCAGCGCAGAACACGGCAUCAUCCUAUCACGCCGCCCUGACCGCCGCCGCGACCCUCACGCAUCAACAUCAGCAGCAGCAGCAGCAGCAACAGCAACAGCAGCAGUCGGUGGCACCAUCCGCAUCCGCCCUGAUCUCUGCGGACGAGAAGGCCGUGAUAUCAGAUUUGCUGUCGAUGCCCAGUGGUGCGGUCUCUCUGCUCGACCUUAAGUCCCAGCAGCAACAGCGGCAAGGUCAAGAAACUUCGGGCGCCACUAGUCAGCACCGUCAGCCUGCCGUAGGCAUAGCUGCGGUCUCCUGCAGAGGAUGCCGUCCGCAGCCGCACCCCUACGCGAGGCUGCAGCCCUGGGCAAGUGCAGUACCCGCACCCCAACAGGCUCCAGCAGCCCCUACGAGAACGAGGGCUAAGGAACCGGCCGGAGCCCCGGAACACGCCAACAGUGCCAACACCAACAGUGCCACGUCCAGGAGGUGGGGCGCCAGCAAGCGCAGGCACCCUCAGCUCCAGAUGUCCUCCAGCAACCUCCAGCAACAGCACUCUCUAAUGAGUACACCCUCUGCGGCUAUCCUAACUCCAAAAAAUUCCUUAGAGUCCCUGACUACUGGUCAGAACGGGCACCACGGCCUCGAUCAGCCAGGAAUACUGCCGAGCAUCGGAAACAUGGCCACCUCGUAUUCCCAAGGUGCGAUGCCGCAUUCAGGAUAUGAGACUGGGCAGACGAUACCAAAUUCCCAAAGGACCAGUACCAAGGCUCAAUCUCUCCCGCGGUGCCAAUCCUACGCGAACACGCCUUCUACUAGCAGUGCAGCAACGAAAGGUCACAGGUUGCCUGUCAGCACCCACCCGAGUGACAACGAUGGGAGCCUCGCUUUAUCCUCGAGAACUCAUCAGCGUCAUCAAAGCCUAUCUACUGGUUUAGCCUUGCAGAAGAGUCAGCUAUCGCACUCGACGUCCCACCACAACCUCGCUGCCAAUCAAGUCCUCUCGCAGCUCUCCCACCCUCAGCAGUACCAAAGCAUGUCGGUCUCGAACACGGCAGAUCAGUGGCUCCUAGGUAGCUAUUUGCCAGCAUCGACAGCCAACUCGUCCGACUGGUGUCAUGGCGGCAAGGGGUGCACUUGCGUCACCUGCACGAGUAGGCAAAGUUACCCCCACAGCCAGGGACAAAGCGCCUGGUAUUAUCCCCAAGGGAGCGCAGCCCCAACGCCUAAUGAGCUUCACAGACUCUUUCAGCACGUGUAGCACAUGGUCUGCUAGACCUUCUAGAUCAUUCCUCGACUUACUGAUUUGCGACCUGACUGAUUGCCCAACUCGAUGCUCCGUGUCCUUGUACCCGUUUCUCUGCGUAAUUUCGUUCGAACCCUGGACCAUCUUUUUCAUCCAACGAGAUACGGUUCCUCGCGCACAUGCAAAACUACCAUCUGUCAAUUUGCAAAUUUUAUUGGCCAGUGGAAGAAGGUACACCUCUCCUACGGAUCUCGAAGAUAAUCGAUGAACCAGUCGAUGAGGAUCUCAGCAUCCACGGAUCAUUAGCUAAUUCAAACAUCAAAUCCUGCGUGAACUCAGACACAGUAACGUGGAGAAAAUGAAAAAUAAUGAAUUCUCCCUCGACGUCUACGUCAAAUCCCAAACAAUUUGUACUCGUUGAAUGUCUCGACUGGUAAACAAUUGAAUGUGUGCAACGUGCCUGCGUAGGUCCAACGAUCCUUCGCAAUCGAUGUUAUUUAUAAAUAAUCAAAGCACUGACUGUCUUUAGAUCGGUAACCCAAUCAUCCUUAUCGAUCCGUAUUUCCCCAAAAAGGAACAUUUUUUAGAACAAUACUAUACGUCUGAACCCGUGAAAUACGAUUUUUGUUGAGUGGUUGGAUUUACGAAAAAGGCAAGAAUUAAUAAUUGAUUACACACAAAAGUCCAUGUAGAUGAAUACGUGAAAAGCGAAAUUUAUUACAUGAAAUUGCCUAGAAAGAGUGAAUAAGGAAGAACGAAAAGAGCAUUAACGAGAAAGAGAGUAGAACUGGUAUCGAGAUGGAUGACUCCAUGAGAAAGGAUAAAGGAGACGGGAAAAGGAGGAAGGCAUAUGGAGGGUUAGACCUUCCCUAUUAACUUGGAUCGUGAUUGAUGUUCCGGAUGAGUCCUCGAAGUCAGGAUCUGCUGCUGACUUAGCCUUCUCUACUUAAAGCCACGUACACAGCCAUUAUGCGACUAUACAACUAAUAACGCUAGAACUCCUUGUAACGAUAAUAGUUUUCUGAAUAAACUAGAGGUAAAUCGGUGUAAGCGUUGAGACGUUGCGAUCGGUAUAAUGUUAUCACAUCAAAUGCUACCUAGCGAGUUUAUGUACAUGUAUAUAGAUCUAGCCAGUAUAUACGGAUAGCAUAGGUGUAAUCAGAGUUUACUGGAGGCAUAAUAUAACCAACAGAGAAGAGUUCCUCGAGGAUAGCAAACGGAUAUAGAAGAGGCUGACCCGGUGUGCCGUAAGCUUGCUCUUCUCCGGCGUAAGUCUGUGCUUUUUUUGACGCGAGUCGCAAAGUCGAGAGAAAGAUGGAGAGGGAGUGAGAAAGUCGGAGAACGUCCAAAGACAGAAUGCAUAUGGAUUGUAUAAAGCGACAGCAGCCUUUAGAAGGUAAAACUUAACGAAAGGGAAGCCAAGGUAAUCCCCGUCUUGGAAACGUGUCAUCCUGGGAGAAUCGAACCGUCCGCGUCGUGGAAACCUUUCUCGUCGUCUGCAGUCCCACAAUCCACGGUGAGAACCGUCACGCACAGAUAAGGUUAACGAGGUAAUCGAAUCGGCAAAGGCGUCCACGGCGAAGCGAAUCGAGUCCUGAACGAGUCCUGGACCGGUCGUGAUGAGUCUUCUUGUAGGAGUUCCCCGAGUUCUCGUGAUUUUCCUUCAACGGGCCAGCGCGCAGAUUGCUAUCAGAUCGUCGAACAAACUUUUCCCUCACCAAGACAGCCAUCCUGGGAUUUAUCAACGGAACCAAAAGAAUAUUUGGCCUUCGGCCCAUACUCCUUUGCUGCAGCAUCCCAUUGCAUCGCGACUCUUCUUACGUUGCAGAUAAAAAUUGAAAUGAUUUCACGUAACCAGCUGAACAACUGAUAAUGAGAAUGACAAGUGAAAUGCUCGCUCGUCCCGAUACCUCCUUGUUGCUCUUACGAUUUGACUGUUGCCCUGCGUUUGUUUUAACGAGGCAAAUCGAUUGCACGAUUGCUCGUGGGAGAACAAAUAAUGAGAAUAGGUGCGCGCAUGUAUGUGAGCGAGUGAGUUAGAGAAUAUGAGAGAGAGAGAGAGAGAGAGACUCGCGUGGCAGCGAAUCGCUUCGCUUUUCAUUUGGACGCUACCGCCGAGCCUCGUUAAUCCGCGCUAAAUUAAUCAAUUCCCACGCGUCCAUUCGGAGAUUAGUUCGAUCCGAUGAGCGUGUCCGAAUCGACGCCGGCGUCACGCGCGCGUUCACGUUAACGGCUCGAUUUUCCAGGAAAAGAAGGAGAAAUACGAAAAGGAAACUUGCCGAUUUAGCCUGCGAGAUUAUCUCCUUGACGGCACCAUUUGGUUAAAUUAUUUCCGAAAGGCCCCGUGCUCUUUCUCUCCCGAACCCCACCCCCGUACGAAUGUUGCGCCUCAUCUUCAUUCUCAAUAUAGUAGUCUGUGGCUCUAGCAAUAUUCUAGCAAUCAUAAGACAAUUGACGAAUUCCUACAAAGAGAUCAAGAGUCUAAGAGGAGGACACAGAGUGCAAAGUUAAUGAAGCGAGAUGGCAGAGUAAAACGAAUUACGCUUCGUCUCGUAAAACAGAUGCAAACGACAAUUAUUAAGCAUAGCAAGUAUAAGAGCAGCAGGACACAGGUGCGUGUUAGUCGCACAGGUGCGCUCUAUUGGCACUCGCACACACGACACACACGACACACACGGCCACACACGGCCACACACGGCCACACGUUGACAGACGCGGGGAGGGGGACGAAGAGAGAGGGCAGACACGCACCUCCUACUACCGUAAUGUAGGUAACAAAGUAACUGAAGCCUCGUAAGUCCUAACGAUUAGUCGGAUUCUACCAAAUAGUUGAGCUGUGCACGCGUCGCACUAUUUUCUAACGUGAAGAUGUGAUACGGAGCUAAUAAAAUGUGCGUGAGUGCGUGAGCGACCAUUCCAAGUUGGCAAUGUACGAAGGAAAAAGUGAGAAAUGCAAAAGAGUCUAAUAAGUAUAGAGAAUUUAGAGUAAUUGAAGUUGAAGGCAAUCGGUUGGCUUUCUGAUUCGAUAUUGUGAGCUCGUGAUUGGCGAAUCGCGCAAUGGAGAAACUUGAACGGAGGCAAAAUAACCAAAGAAGAGGGAAUGUGGGAUCGAGAAGUCGAAUGAAUCUGCUCUCGAUAACGGCCGCGCGCAACUUAUUAAUCGCUGACCAUGGCGAGAGGAAUAGAAUCCUGACCGAUCUCGCCGUCCCUGAUUGUCCUUGAUUGUCCCUGAUUGUCACUGAUUGUCAGUGAUUGUCAGUGAGAAUCCAGAAAACGAGGAUCACUAUCUCGUGCCGAUGCGUAUCGUCGGAAAUACAAAAGUGGCAGACGUUUCGAAUAACUGUAUAGCCUAAAGAGAAGCUGAGAUGUUGUAGAGAGGGGGAAGGGGGAGGGGGCCGUCGGGGAAGCUGUGAAAUAAAAAGGAAGGAGAAGAGAAAGAAAAGGGAAAAUAACAAUAUGUAUGUAUGGCUGCGGUAUAUGCGCGAUUGCUUUAAAAUUCAUAUCUAACGGAAUACAGUAAUAAAAUUUAGCGAAGUCAAGAGACUUUAUCACGGUUUAGCGGCGUGACUCUACUAUCCAGAAAAUGUGAAAUUUAUCAUGCCGAAUUAGAAAAUGAUGGAAAGAGAACAUUGGAAGCGAAUGAAAGAGAAAAGAUGUGUAAAUAGAUAAAGGCGUACUGAAAGGAAAAAAAAUAAAGAAAAAUAUUGAAAUAUAUAUUCAAAGAUUUUAGGCUGGAGGAACCCUUAUAUUCUAAUGAAAAAAAAGCUUUAAAACCCCCUGUGAGAUGCUGCGCGUGCGUGCGUGUGUCUGCGUUCCAAUCGACCGAAAGAUGAGAGCGGCAAAUACCAAAAUAUUUUUUAAAAACAAUGUAUUUUUGAAGGACUCGUACCUCAACGAGCGAGAAGCCUAGACGCCCAUAGACCUUCAUUACUUUUCGCUCCCCCUGGAGCCACUUUCCUUGGCUAACCUAACCUCAUGUGCUCCGACCUCACCUCUCCUGUCAUUCGCAUCACAUUGUUUCGUCUCAUUUGCACAUUCUUCGGACCCGCCUCGUGCCUUCGACUUAUUCUGAACAGCGUGGUGUAGUAAUGAACGGCCAAGAAACAAUAUCGAAUCGAUCAGGAUCGAGCGAACACGUGUCUCAUAUCAUUCCAUGUGAGUUAAUUGGAAUUUUCCAAGUCCCAUAUCAUUCCAUUGCAACGUAUCCCAAAGAAACUGUUAGCAAGCAUCGAAGCCAGCAAGACGAGGGCGCCAAAGAAAAUAAGAGAAAGACACUGAAGGAGAGCGGAAGCAGCAGCCCUUCCUCGAUUCGGAAUCCGAAUUUGGCACAGGUAACGCAAGUGACACAAAAGGCAGAGGGAAAAGGACAAUGCACGGAUACAAAACAAUACUACAGAAUGCAAGAAUCGAAAAUAAUUCCGAAGCCAAUGGGAACCGACAGCCCCACCGGGUAGCCAUAGACAUUGUAAACAGUUCUGUCAUGCAUGAGAGAGAAGCGUAGCUAGGUAAAUAAAUAAUAAAAUAUUAUAUGAAUUAUUAUAAUAGGUAUAUAUAUGAAAAAUAUAUGUAUAUAUAUACAAAUACUAUAUUAUAUAUAUAUAUAUAUAUAUAUAUAUAUAUAUAAUGAAUGUUUAACUAAUGCCAAAAAAAUGAAUGAUGUGAAAAUGUGAAGAUGUGAGCGCGAGGCGCGAACGCCAAAAUAAGUAAUAUUUAUGACGCUGACGAGGAUAACUUCUGAUGCGAGCGCGUGUGCGUGAUCGCACGGGUCUGUGUUUAUGCUUAUCGCGUCUCGCGAUUGUCUCUCGCCUAUACAGUGACAUCGGUUGAUCAUUAUACGCAUAUGUAUAUUGUUACACAUUAGAUCGUUAUUUCGCCAUCUACGUAAACGACCUAUUAUCGUUUCGUUGAUUCGUUUGAUGCCGAAUGUGGUUAUUUGUGAAAUCUACCAGGAGACAAUACCGCUACCACUAAUAUAAUCGAUUGAUGACUGCCGCUACCAGCGGCAUUGUUACCACCGACCUCUGCAUAAACAACAGCAUCAGUAAGUUAUAAAGAAUAAAGACUCAGUACCACCGACGACGAGGAACAUAGACUGGCCCGAUCGCGUGGCCAAAAGUAAAGAUUCCAUAUUAUUACACAA
This is a messenger RNA of Cephus cinctus (wheat stem sawfly), 8154 nucleotides long. RefSeq names its product centrosomal and chromosomal factor. The transcript has 2 exons. The record is from RefSeq and is a predicted model, not a curated record. The coding region runs from base 1293 to 3029 and encodes 578 amino acids. Lineage: Eukaryota; Metazoa; Arthropoda; Insecta; Hymenoptera; Cephidae.